UGCAGCUCAGAGAGCCAGAGGGCUGGGAAGAGCGAAGAGAAGAUCUCCAGCCAUGAGCUCCAGCCAACCAGGGGCCUGCCCAUGCCAGGGUCCUGUGGGCCGCCCAGCAAUUCUGCAAGCUCUCCUGAGCCCCAGCCUCAGGGCAAGGCCUCCUGUACCCCCAUCCCGCUGCCUGUGUAGGCAGCACCGGCCCGUCCACCUGUGUGCUCCUCAUCGCACCUGCCGGGAGGCCUUGGAUGUCCUGGCCAAGAUGGUGGCCUUCCUCAGGAACCUGCCAUCUUUCUGCCAGCUGCCCCCACAAGACCAGCGGUGCCUGCUUCAGAGAUGCUGGGGUCCUCUCUUUCUGCUUGGGUUGGCCCAAGAUACUGUGACCUUUGAAGUAGCCGAGGCCCCAGUGCCCAGCAUACUCAAGAAGAUCCUGCUGGAGGAGCCCAGCAGCAGUGCUGGCAGUGCCCAGCUGCCCGACAGGCCCCAGCCCUCACUGGCUGCUGUGCAGUGGCUUCAGUGCUGCCUGGAGUCCUUCUGGAGUCUUGAGCUGGGCCCUAAAGAGUAUGCCUACCUGAAAGGAACCAUCCUCUUUAACCCAGAUGUGCCUGGCCUCCACGCCUCCGCCCACAUUGGGCGCCUGCAGCAGGAGGCUCACUGGGCACUGUGUGAAGUCCUGGAGCCCUGGUACCCAGCAGGCCAAGGCCGGUUGGCCCGUGUCCUCCUAACAGCCUCCACCCUCAAGAGCAUCCCCCCCAGCCUUCUUGGGGACCUCUUCUUCCGCCCCAUCAUUGGAGAUGUUGACAUCGCUGGACUCCUAGAGGACAUGCUUUUGCUGAGGUGACCUGAGAGGAGAGGCGCCCCAGGAGCAGCCCGUCACUUGAUCUCCUCCCCAGUUUGGCCCUCCUGGGUGUGGCAUAGUGCUCCAGCCAGCUAGCAGGGCUUUGAUGGUUCCCAGAGCCUCCUGGAAUGGGGAUGGAAGUUUAGGCUGCCCAUGGUGCCAGAAUUCUUGCUAACUUUGUACAGAACUGAAUUAAGUUAUUGUUUUUGUAAUAAAAGAUGUGACACUCUCAGA
This is a messenger RNA of Cavia porcellus (domestic guinea pig), 1060 nucleotides long. RefSeq names its product nuclear receptor subfamily 0 group B member 2 (gene Nr0b2). NCBI's taxonomy places the organism in Eukaryota, Metazoa, Chordata, Mammalia, Rodentia, Caviidae. The record is from RefSeq and is a predicted model, not a curated record. Gene Ontology annotation, molecular function: transcription factor binding; transcription corepressor activity. Gene Ontology annotation, cellular component: cytoplasm; nucleus. The coding region runs from base 53 to 829 and encodes 258 amino acids. Gene Ontology annotation, biological process: circadian rhythm; negative regulation of transcription by RNA polymerase II. The transcript is spliced from 2 exons.